GAACCUCAACUUAACCUCAACUUGACCUCAACUUAACCUCAACUUAACCUCAACUGAACCUCAACUUAACCUCAACUUAACCCCAGCUUAACCUCAGCAUGCAUUUCAUGUGCAGGUGACUACUGCAAGAUGGCGGCCGCUUCAGAAGCCCCAGGCAGCGCAACUACUGAAGAGAUGAUAACUGAUUUUCAAACCCAUGACCGAUGGAAAAGUUUUGAAGACGUUUCGAGCUACAUAUCGAAACUGUCAAAGAACACUGUAGAAAGAACACUUAGCGAUAUCCAUGUCCCAGACAAAGAUGUUCUUAUUGACGAUCUCUUCAUGGUCGUUGGUCAAUGGGCGUUGAAGUUGCUCUGCUGCAACCAGCUUACCUUUACAGACGAUGAACUCCUGUGCUUGAAGCGUCAGUGUCGCGACAGAAUGAAGGCUCAUGGUGCCAGCGUCGGUGUAGACACCACAGUGUUCCUCAACGUUGUGCUCAGAGCGAAGAGAUCGGAGUGUGGGAGUAACAGAACUACCUACUCAUUCCCGCAUUGGUCACCACAAGCUAUAAUGGCCAUAUCCUACGUUGUAGGGCGAAUAAUCGACCCUGAUUCUACUCUUGCAAAUAUUUUGGAAGUUCCGCCAACAAACUUCAGGCUGCGGGAGGUGCUGCUGAACGUUGUGCCGGCCCUCAGCACCCGCAGCCCCUGCAGCUUCCUUCAACGCUGGGGGGAGCUGAAGGAGGCGUUGCGCCACGCUCGCGUCACCGCCGCCUAUGUGAGGGACUGCGUCUUGCGCUGCCGUCCCGACCACGCAGGGAAGGUGGCCGAACUCGCCGUCCUUGUGGUGAACGAGGUCUGGAGGGUCGAGAAAAGUGAGCAUCAAUCGAUUGAAUUGAAAUUGACGGGUGACAUUCACUUGUCCUGA
Hyalella azteca is the source of this 909-nucleotide messenger RNA. RefSeq lists its product as uncharacterized. Bases 130 to 909 code for a protein of 259 amino acids. The record is from RefSeq and is a predicted model, not a curated record. The transcript is spliced from 2 exons. Lineage: Eukaryota; Metazoa; Arthropoda; Malacostraca; Amphipoda; Hyalellidae.